AUGUUGACACCGCGCGUCCUCAAGCCUUCGCUUCUCCGCCGCCUUUGGGCUGCCGCCGAGCUGCCUCCGCCGUGGCGACUCCGGAUCCUACCUGUGCGGACUUACCGUCCCAGAGGCUAUUCUAGUGGGGGAAGCUCCAAGUAUGAUAGGCCAAUGAGACAGUUUUCUGAACAGAAUGAGUCAACUGCUAGGCCAUUGAUAUAUUACGUUGCUCCUGCUCUACUUGCUUUUGCUGGGAUUGCCACUUUUGUUCAUUACAAUGAUGAGAGGCGUGCAGUUCCCUUAGCUAAAGGACCAGGACAGACUAGUGUUCCCAAAAGAUGUAAUACCAAUAGACCUGCUAUAGGAGGGCCAUUUAAGCUAUAUGAUACAGAAAAAAUUGAGGUGACUGAAUCGAAGCUUCGGGGAAAUUGGACUCUGAUGUACUUUGGCUAUACAUCAUGCCCAGAUGUGGAUCCAGCCGAAGUUCAGAAGAUGGCUGAUGUUGUUAAACUGUUAGAGUCAAAGUAUGGUAUCAAGAUUACACCACUCUUUAUCACAAUUGAUCCUCAACGUGAUUCACCUGCUCAGCUUAAGGCAUACCUUAGUGAGUUUGACCCAAGAAUAGUAGGACUAACAGGCCCCAUCAGUGCAGUAAGACAGAUUGCUCAGGAGUACCGUGUUUUCUUUAAAAGAGUAGAGGAAGUUGGUCAGGACUAUCUUGUAGAAAGCUCUCACAAUAUGUACUUGCUAGAUCCAUACUUGGAGACAGUAAGGUGCUUUGGAACUGAGUAUGAGGCAUCAGACCUUGCUGAGGCGAUAACAACAGAGGUCCAGAAAGCAUCUGCUUCAUCAACAAAUUAG
Messenger RNA from Miscanthus lutarioriparius, 843 nucleotides. The record is from the annotation of a GenBank genome assembly. NCBI's taxonomy places the organism in Eukaryota, Viridiplantae, Streptophyta, Magnoliopsida, Poales, Poaceae.